Colletotrichum karsti is the source of this 798-nucleotide messenger RNA. RefSeq names its product oxidoreductase-like protein. The transcript has a single exon. Gene Ontology annotation, cellular component: mitochondrion. The coding region runs from base 1 to 798 and encodes 265 amino acids. The record is from RefSeq and is a predicted model, not a curated record. NCBI's taxonomy places the organism in Eukaryota, Fungi, Ascomycota, Sordariomycetes, Glomerellales, Glomerellaceae.
AUGUCGACACCGGCCAGAAUCCUCCCCCGCCUCCGGCCCGUGGUGCCUCGCAUCGCCCGCCCUCCUCGAAAUGCCUUCAUCACCAUCCAGGCCCAGACCGGCCCCGACCCGAUCGAGCCCUCCAAAGCGCAAGCGCACCCGCUAGGCGCCUACUACGAGAUGAUUCUCACCAAGCCCCAACCCAUCCCCGACGAGAAGCCCGAGGAGCCCCCCUCCUCCUCCGCCAUCAAGCAGGAGGAGCAAGGCCGUAAGACCUCGCCUCUCUCCCCAGACCACCCGGAACCCUCUGCUGAAGCUCAAUCCGCACAGCCGGUGCCGACACCGCCCCCGCAGACCGCGGCUGAGAAGGCCUCCAUCGUCUUCGGCUCCGCCCUGGCCGGUCCCGCCGAGCGCAAGAAGCGUCUCGAGGAACUCCGCAAUCAAAGUACGAGGGUGGCAGGGGUGUUGAUACCUCCAAAGCCCGAGGAACCUGAUAAUUGCUGUAUGAGCGGCUGCGUCAAUUGCGUGUGGGAUCGGUUCAGGGAGGAGAUGGAAGAGUGGUCGGCGGCGAACGCGGAGGCGCAGAUGAAGUUGAGGGAGGAGCAGGCGGCCAAGGGGCAGCCGGUCUCGGAUACGGUCAGCAUGGACGACGACGGCGGCGGUUCAGAAACAAACUGGGUACCAAAGGACCCGAAGAUCGCCAAGGAUAUGUGGGAUGAGAAGCUGUAUGGGGAUAUUCCGGUCGGCAUUCGCGAGUUCAUGAAGACGGAGAAGAAGUUGAAAGCGAUACACGAGAAGGAGGGGACUGUAGGUGGCUGA